Molecule: messenger RNA, 2989 nt
Organism: Misgurnus anguillicaudatus (oriental weatherfish)
Lineage: Eukaryota; Metazoa; Chordata; Actinopteri; Cypriniformes; Cobitidae
Source: RefSeq, a predicted model, not a curated record
UUACACGGCUACUUGCCACAUAAGAAAAAAAAACUGGACAUGAAUAUGAAUUUUAAACAUUUUAUUGGCAUAUUUUUUUUAAAUUAACAUUUUUAUCCUUCCGCGAAACUUUGCACAGAUGCAUAAAAUGAUCGUAAUACCUUAUUAAGAUCCUCUGCUUCAUACUUGUCUGUCUCCAUUUUUUCUCUUUUAGCCAGUCUUUGAGCAGUUUUAAUCUCCAUUCUGUAUUUUUGUGUGUUGGCUUCGUAGCUGUCAUGCUCUUUUUUGUCAAGUUCAGUCUCAGUAAGCUGUCUGUGUCUUGUCGUGGUUGUCAAGUGUUUGUCACAAGAUGGCGCCAAACAGACAGUAAUCUUUAUUGAUCUUUAUUGGCGCGGAGCGAUUUUACUCGUGCAAGUAGUCCGGCUAUGCGUUAUUAAUUUGGAGCAGUUAUUAUUUGAAAAGAACGAACCUGCAAAUGUCUCAACUGACCAAUCAGAAUCAAGCAUUCCAGAGAGCCGUGUAAUAAACCAGAAUAAAUUCAAAAACAUAGAUAAAAGUGCUUUAUAAUGCACGUGUCAAAUCAGUAUUAAACAAACUGUCUGAAAGUAGUACACAAGAAACUCAACUUAAUAAUAAAUACUGACAUUCAUGUGUGUUUGAAUAUGAUUUGGUGAUGUGAAAAGAGAGGAGAAUUUAUUUGUACAUCAGGUUUUGUCAACACAACACGUUCACGUAUGACACACCUGUGUAUCCUCUCUCACAACUCCUCUGAAACCUCCUCACUCCUCCAUCCUCAGCUUCUCGCUCUGCUAUUAGACUUUUAAAAUGUCCUUCAUGACUAAGUUUGAAUUUUUUGGGUCACAGGUUGGUGGAAGGAGGAGCGAGAAAAAAAGUCUGAGAUCUUUCAUAAUCUGAGAAACACCCAGAGUAUUUCCUCUUCCUCUUGAUCUUCCUCUAUUUUCUUAUGUGAGGUUGAUUUUGCUGUUCUUGCAUUGAUCUUAGUGUUUAUGAGUCAGUGUGUUAAAUGGCCAAAAUAUUGUUCAGAGAAAAUCUGUAUAAUAUUUAUUUUGACACUGGAAUUGUAUUUAAUAUUUAAGUUUUUAGCUCCAUUUACUUAUAACGAAAUUGAUUCAUUUGGUUUGUGUUAGACUGCAUUUACAGUUUAUGACUGUUGCAAGUGUUUUACAAUUAGUAAGAAAAAGGAAGGAACUGAGAUCAUAACAGCGUAUCUACCAGCUACCCAAACUAAAAACUUUACAAACCACUGCUGCAACUUGAAGUCAAACAACUCCACAACAAUAUAUACUUAUGUGAAUUUCUGAGUAAGUGAAAUGAUGAACUCCAGACUCUCAUCUCUGAUCCUGCUGUUACACAUUAAAGGGUCUCUAACAUUGGCCAGCUUUACUGUGACCUGUGGUAAACAGAAUAUUUGUGCUGUGAGAGGGGCACAGGUGACACUGUGGUGCUCUUACUCAAACAUCAACAUCAAAAGUAAAUUCUGGUUCAGCCAAAAACAGAAAACAAACUGGAGAAACAAAGAUGAACCUGAAGAUUUGACUUUAGAUUCAAAUUACUCAGGACGAUUGAAGCAGCGAAUCACUGACUACAUGUCAGAGCUCACAAUAGAUGACCUGAGAGAGAGCGACAGUGGAGAAUAUCAGCUCAUGAUCAUUAUGAAGGAUGGAGUUAAACAUCUCAGUUCAGUCACAGUCAAUCUAACAGUCACAGUUUUACAGGUGAAGAUUAAUCCUGAAUCUACAGAUGAAGUAAAACUGAUCUGUGAUUCUUCCUGCAAUCUCACAUCUGAUCAUUACUCCUGGUACAAGAAUGGACGAUAUUUAAUAGAUGAAAAAUCAAAAUCCAUAUUUGUGUCAUCCAGUGGAAACACUGACAGCUAUUCCUGCUCUACAGAUGGCAAUCCCUCCUCAUCUGUGUGUGUUUCUAACAGUAGCUGUUGGGGUGUUACUUACACCUCUACAAGAGUUUGUGCUUUAGUGGGAUCAACAGUAGAUAUUCACUCUUCAUACUCACAUCCCACUGGAUAUACAGUAGAGAAAACAUACUGGCAUUUAACAAACAAUCCAUCUAAAGACAAAGAUUUGCGUGAUGUUCAUCAGUUUGCUGGUCGUGUGGAGUUUCUGGGAAACACACUGAGAAUCAAAGACGUCAACAUGAGUGACUCUGGUCAAUAUCGAUUCAGGAUCAUCAGUAACACAUCAGAUGAAUUUUCUGGUUAUCCUGGAGUCUUUCUUACUGUUACAGAUACACAGGUGAGAAGCAGCCCAAAACAUGUGAUAGAUGGAGAAAAAGUGAUAUUAAGCUGUUCAACCGAAUGCAGUCUGGAUGACAAACAUACUUACAUCUGGUAUAAGAAUGGACAACAGGUAACAGAUGGAUUGAGAUUAUUAAACAAGCUGUACCUGGACUCAAUCAACAGUGAGGAGCUACAAGAGUAUUCAUGUACUGUAAGAGUGUCUACAAAACAAGAGAAAUCCACAUGGUUAAGUACAGUAAUCAUAUUGUCUGUGUUUCUGACUCUUGCACUCAUUGGAGUCCUAAUGUGGUACAGGAUGAGAAGCUGUAUCUUGUCUAGAAAUCACAAGGAUGCAAAGGAGGAGGCACAGUAUGACUCAGUGCACAUUGAUGCAGCGCCAUCUGAACACACACAGAAAGAAGAUUGCAAAAAUGAGGAUAUUCAUUAUAGCAGCAUUCAUUUUGUAAAUUCAAAAACAAAGCAGACAUCUUCAGACACCACAAACACCACAGAAAAUGAAGAUGUUCAGUACGCCACUGUAAUGUUUAGUUAACAGACUGUUGAUAUCAUUGCAUUACUUUGUCAUUGUUAUUAUGUUGCUGUGUUGUAUCAAUAAUCCUGAACAUGUAUGUCGCAAAAAAGAAGAAAUAAAAUAACAAACAGACCAAUUAAGUCUUUUAGCUUUGCUUUCGAAGUGCUCGGAACACCUAAAUAUGGCGCCACCUGCUGGUGAAAAUGUUGUAACAGCUCAGAAGA